Messenger RNA from Colletotrichum fioriniae, 1095 nucleotides. RefSeq lists its product as uncharacterized. The record is from RefSeq and is a predicted model, not a curated record. Lineage: Eukaryota; Fungi; Ascomycota; Sordariomycetes; Glomerellales; Glomerellaceae.
AUGCCUCAACAGCUUGCUCCCCCCGGUCGCUACACCAGUCUACACAAAUACGAAAACCUCGCCGGACCAGACGAUGCUCGCCCAACGGCCCUCCGAAUCAUACAAGACCAAGACCUCGUCGGCAAGCUCCCGUCCAAAGUCGCCCUCGUCACCGGCGUCUCCUCGGGCCUGGGCAUCGAGACGCUCAAAGCCCUCGCGGCGACCGGCGCGACGGUUUACGGCACGGCACGAGACCUCUCCAAGGUCCAGGCUGCUCUAGAUAAAAUGAGGGACGGGGACGGCGAGUCCUCCCUCGCUUCGGCGACACCAGAGGUACAUCUCCUCGAAAUGGACCUCGCCAGCCUCGACAGCGUACGGGCCGCGGCGGCGGUGUUCAAGAGGCGCAGUGACCGGCUGGAUAUCUUGGUCAACAAUGCCGGGGUGAUGUACACGCCCGAAGGGAGCCGAACAAAGGACGGCUUCGAGAUGCAGUUUGGUGUGAACCACCUCGCGCACUUUCUUCUCUUUACUGAGCUACGAGACCUCAUGGCCUCGUCAUCAACACCCGGAUCCGCGGCGCGGGUCGUCAACGUCACGUCCUCGGGUCACAGACUUCAGGGCAUGAACUGGCCCGACGUCAACUUUGUCCGUCCCGGCGCGUACGAGGGGUACAGAGCCUACGGGCAGUCUAAGACGGCCAAUAUUCUCAUGGCCAACGGCGUGGAUCGGCGGUACGGGGCAAGAGGCGAAGGAGGAAGAGGAGGAGGAAGGAUCCAUGCGUACAGCGUACACCCGGGCACGGCGAUGACGGGGUUGCAGGUCGGGGUGAGGGAACAGAUGGAGGCGUUAAGGGGGAAUGAGGCGGCGUGGAGGACGGUGAAGAGUCCUGCGCAAGGGGCUGCUACGGUGGUGUUGGCUGCGCUGGGGAAGGAGUUUGAAGGGUUUGGGCCGUUUUAUCUAGAGGAUUGCGAGGUGAAGGGGGAGACGGGGGAGAAUUUGGGGUGGGCGGGCGAGGGGUAUGCCUCGUGGGCUUGGGAUAGGGGUGAAGAGGAGAGGUUGUGGGCUUUGAGUUUGGAGAUGGUCGGUUUGCCGCGGGAGGAAGGCGGCGAUUGGUAA